This is a messenger RNA of Lodderomyces orthopsilosis Co 90-125, 573 nucleotides long. RefSeq names its product succinate dehydrogenase cytochrome b subunit SDH3. The coding region runs from base 1 to 573 and encodes 190 amino acids. The record is from RefSeq and is a predicted model, not a curated record. Gene Ontology annotation, biological process: mitochondrial electron transport, succinate to ubiquinone; tricarboxylic acid cycle. Gene Ontology annotation, cellular component: membrane. Lineage: Eukaryota; Fungi; Ascomycota; Pichiomycetes; Serinales; Debaryomycetaceae. Gene Ontology annotation, molecular function: succinate dehydrogenase activity; electron transfer activity. The transcript has a single exon.
AUGAUUUCCCGUGUCGGUUUAUUAAACAAACAGACUAUAAGCUUAGUCACUAGAAACACCAUCAACAUCACUAAAGCAAGAACCACUGGUCUUAAUGGUGCUGCUGCUGCUAACUCCUUACUCCUCAAAAGACUCGUAUCAACAGUACCCACUACUCAUAACGAAGAACAAGAAGUACUUGUAGCACAACGUAAAAAUAGACCAGUUUCACCACAUUUGGAGAUUUAUCAACCACAAUUAACUUGGUUAUUAUCAGGUUUACAUAGAAUCACUGGUGUUGCCAUGGCUGGUGCCUUUUAUGCCUUAACUUGUACAUAUGCCGCCACUUCAAUCUUGAAUAUUCCAUUUGAUGCUGCUACUUUAGUUAAUGCAUUUGCUAGCUUACCGGUUUAUUUACAAUAUGGUAUUAAGGCUGCUGCUGCUUUCCCAUUUGCUUUCCACUCAUUUAAUGGUGUAAGACAUCUUAUUUGGGAUCUUGGUAAAGAAUUGACCAUUAAAGGUGUUUAUCGUACUGGUUACAUUGUUUUGGGAGCCACUGCUGUUUUCGGAUCAUAUUUGGCCUUUUUCUGGUAA